GUGGUUUAAGUAAUACGCGCUGCACUGGACGGUGGCAGGUUGGUCACAUGAUCAGCUGGAUUUUACUGUAGCUUUGCAGUGCCAUGUUGGUGGUUGGUGGUCUUGAAUGACUGUGUAUUAAGUCGAACAAAUGAAAGCUGACAUACCGUUAUGGAACGUUGCCUAGAAAGCAGUUUUAAUUUAUAGUUUAGAAUAUUAAAAAAAAAAAAUAAUUUCUUUGUUAGAUGAAAAAUGGACUCUCGGAAUUGUGUUUACAACUAAAUAUUUUCUGUUGUUUAUACUGAAAAAUGGACUAGAGGGUUACAGACUUUAGUUACAGAAGCUGUGUUUGAGUUUGCUUGUCAUCUAAGUUGUACUAAACUGUGACAAAAUUUAGACUUUGGAUACUAAACUAUAUUGCAAAGAUGCGAGAAUUAUACGAAUAUUCAAAAAUUGUUGAGCUGAUGGAGGAGUAUAAACCAGCGAAGUUGAAGCCCUCGGCUCAAAGAACGUCAGUACGCUACAAACCAAUUAAAGACAGAGUUGAAUUACCAAAAUCUCCUUCAGUAAAGGAGUUCACAAAAGUCGUCUCUGAUGAAGUCUACCGUCAGGCUGCGUCAAAGUCCAUCGUAGUUGAUUUGUCAUCACUAGAAAUAUACAGAAAUGACUUAACGAAGAAAGUGAAAAUGUUGGACGUAAAGUUAUCAUUUUCACAUCAGGAAGAUUUCCAGACGCAUACAGUGAGAUUAGAAAAGCAACUUGUGCGACAUGGGAACAAAUGGACUUGGGUCAAUGAGGACGGCAGUAAAACUGUCGUGUCCUUCCCAUACUUACCCGGGGAUCGAGUAAAUCUCAAUGUUGGCAUAUUUAUUCACAAAACAAAGAAACACGGAAUAUUUGGUAAAGACACAAUAACGACGCAGGCGGGAACAGCUGCUGACUGCAUAGUGCUUGCAAGAGACAAUGGGGCUGGGCUUGGACUCCAACUAGGAACCCCUGUCACACAAAAUAUCAAGUUAAACUUUGAUAUUAAUGGUAGAGGGCAUAAAUUAACAAUGAAACUUAAGCUAGACUUAAAAAAGGAAUCCAAAGGACAGCCUAUGAUGUGGCUGCGACCAAAGUCUUCAAAUAAACGUUUCCGUAGCCUCAAAUCUGCAUAUGAUCUCUUGUUAGAAUUACCUCCAAAGGACAAGGAUGAGGACGGAAGAGUGAAGAUGUUUGUUUACAAUAACCAAAGAUUAGUGAAUUACCAGAGAACGCCAGUGUUAGAGUGUCGGUCAGUACGUCCAGCCAGCAGUGAAACAGACAUUCCUACUGGCAUAGAGUUGCGCCAAGUGAACAGUGGACAGCUCUUAGCUUACUUAGUCCCAGUCGUUAAAACAGUUGAUAGAGAGAGUUAUAGAUACAGGCUGGCUGUACUGGUUGUCACUGCUGAAGGACCUCACUGUCUUUGCUCAGCCAAGUGGAAAACCUCAGACAAAUUUGACUACAAGAUCUAUAUGUUCAAGAGUGGGGAGACAUUUGGACAGAGAAUAAAAUGGUCUUCAAAAGACUUCCUAGACAUAAGCUACGCUAUAGUCAAUAGUACAGGCCAUCAAAUCAUACUGAAGACAGAGUCUGAGUCAGUCAUUGAGGACAUCUGUAUAGGGUUGUCACUAAAACAGCUUGUGCGCUGGAGUAGCGAACCAUUACCAUGGAGACAAAGUGAAAAAGUUCCAAUGAUGGACUGUCAGAAAUAUCUUAAUAACAAAUACAGCAGCCAAGGGAACAAAAUAUCAGACUUUUCCGGACGUGACAUUCAGGCCCAUAUGGAGGCCCUGCCACAGUUUCUUGAGUCUCAUGAACUCAUGAUCUUCACUGACAUUGAAGAAUUUAUCACUGAGGAUGAAAUUGACGGAAUCAAUAAGAUUGAACUUACUCGUACAGGAAGUAACAGUAGUUGUGAUAAAGACAGUAAUCCAAAACGCCGUGGAGAUUUGAACAUCGAGGAUCCCGAUGACCUCGAGGAUGAUGUUGAAACAACAACGGCAAGUUCAAGAUACAGAUUUGAAGGUGACUGGGACAAUCUGACAAGUUCAGGUUUCAUUGACGACCGAUCAGAAUACACAGGUGGCGGUUCCUGGGUUGACUCUGUAUUGUAAUGUAACUUAGAAACUAGGGGAAUUUCUUGCAAAAGUCUGGAUGAGAUCUUCAUGGAAAAAUUACAGAUUGUAAACGAUUGGCUAGUAGAAUUGUCACCCACCAAACAGCUUGUGCUAUUUUUACACUGUAUUAAAAUGCUAGAGUUCGGGUACAAGGAUUUUUGUAUCGAACAACUGCUAGAAUCUCUUACGUGUUAAAGUGGCAGAAUAUUUGUGUGAAAUGAAACAAGAUGUUAUGAAAUGACACAGAGAAUGAUUUCAGUUGCUUUACUCAAAUGCUUGAGAUUAUGUAGCACUAAUUUCCAGUAUAAAUGGCUGAUGAAAAUAUACAACAUAACCUGUGUGUCAGUGUUACUUAAAAUACAUGGCUGUUGAAAAAUUGAUAGGAAGUUGUAGAACAGAUGUUUCUGAGACAUACAAGACACAGUUGGACAUGGGACUUUUUGAGGGUUAAAAUAUUUGGUGAUGUGUUGAAAGUAAAUUCUCCUUUGAGUACGAUCUCUCUGAAAAUAUUUUUGUUGUUUUUAUGACUUUACAAAAACAAUAAAACAUUUUAUUGUAUUUAAAAACAGUGAUUAAAUUUAUGCCUUUUAGAUUGGCCAUAAAAAUGCAGAUGUGAUAAAGUUUAAUUACAUAACUGGGCAUAGUUGACCUCUGUUUCUUUGAUAAGAAACAAGAUUUCAUUUAUUGUAUGAUUUAGUUUUACUUCAGUUGGUUCUGAUAGAAUAAAAAGAGUGUGGGCAGUUUAAGUGUAAGGAAAUUCAAACAUUUAUUUAAAAAAGCACUUAAAUAAAUGGAUAAUAUGUCCUUCAUAUAUGCUGUUUAAAUGCAUAACCAUUUAAUGCAGCAUAAAAUCUUUGAACAAAUUAUUUAAAAUAGGGCCGUAAUUAAAAUACUGUAUGUUUGCGUUAACGCAGCCCUAAUUUUUUGUGUGGGUAUGUGGUAGGGAUUUUCUUUUUGCAUAUUGCCAUAUAGGGGAAAAAAAUCCAUCUGACUGGCCAGAAAAAAAAGUUGGGUCCCAGUGAUUUUCACAGGUAGGUUGUGUUACAGCAAACAAAUAUUUUUUUAAUGAUAGCCUAGUGUUGAACAAUUAAUCUAGUUUAAAAUCCUUUACCUAACGUCAUAUAAGAGUUAGCUUAAAAUAGUCCCAGUGUUAUUUAAACGUACAAAAGGUAGAUAUCUUGUAUGUCUCAUUAGCACUAGAGUAUCUUCUAGGGAAAUUGUACUGGUAUUAUAGCUGGUCAGUGUUUAGGGAAACAUAUGUUUUGUUUAGGAAUUAUGGAUAUUUGUCACUUCAGUCUAGCAAGAAAAGCCUAGGUCAAUACUUUCUGAAAUUAAGAUGCUUAAAUUGUUUAAAGCUUACAGUUUGGAUGAAAUUUUUCAGCAUGUUUAUUUCCACCAAGUUUGGCAUAGAAUGUACAUAUGACACUAGAAAAUGAUAAAAUGGUAGAAAAUAGAAUUUAGAUAUUGGUAAAAAUGCAAGAAGAACGUAAAUUUUCUGCAAUAUAUCAAAAGUGUUACAAGGGUUUAUUACCUUCUGCAUAAUAUUUUUGGUUAGUUAUAGCAAUAUCUUGCAAAAAUCUUAUGUCGAUAAGUUUGUACCACUAGUCACUUUCAGAGUACUCACUUUUUAUGGAUUUUUGAGAGAAAUUAUUUUUUUGCCUAAAAUGUGUGGAUUAGUCUCUUAAAUAGUUUGUAGUGGUGUAGUCAUAUAGUAUCCAGCUUUCCCUUCAGUUUUGUUUUCGAUGAAGGAUCCAAUGACUGAAUCCAUAACUAAUUUACAUAAACAUUUUAGUUCACACAUUACCCUAUUAUGACUGCUGAUUAAGAUCUCAGGUUAAGGUAUUGUAACCAUGACUGACAAGCUCUCAAAUACAAAAUGUAUUUGGGCAAUGUUGGAGUCACACAUGUAGAUUGGUUGGUCAUUUGAACAUUCUGUCAUGUUUUUCUGAAGACUUAUCCCCAUAACUUUUUAAAGAGAUUUCAGGUAACAGCAAAAUAACUGUUCACCAUGUCAAUACAGUGAAAUACAAGGACCACAUAGACCACAUUUUAUGUUAACUCUGUAUUUUCUAAACUGCUGGACAGAUUUUCAUAAAUUAUCACCAAAAUGAUGAGUAAAUUGUUUACCUUCUCAGUAUCAAAGCAGGGUGUGUGGGUAUUAAUCACUUUCAAAGAAAUUUCUUAUAUAAUUUUCUCUAAAAAAAAAUGUCAGUAUCGCACUGUAUUCAUUUUUGUUCAUUUUAUUCAUACAUUCAUUACAUCAUGUCACAUCCAACAUCAAAUUGUACAUAAUAAAUCCAUUUUCAAACGCCUUUAAUAUAAUGGAUAGCUGCAUAUUUUAAAGCCCCAACUUUUACUACCCUGGCAGUAAGUUUUGUAGGAGGAGCCUAUCAAAUAACAACGCUACUCUAGGCUGUCUGUUAGCUAAAAAUAGCUCACUUUAAAUGAUUCACAGGCAAAUGUAAACAAUGGUCAGUUGAAGAAGAAAUUUGAACUAGUUUGCAUGUUUUGAUGGUAAAAAACUAUUAUUAUCCAUAUUGUGCAUCCAUAUCAGUAUCAAUCCUAUGAAAAAUUGAGUCAAGACUAGCAUUCCUGAUUUUUAAUCUUGUUUAUGUAAAUUUAACAAUGAAACUCAAAAUCAAACAUUCAUUUAACUAAAAUUCUGUCAUUGCUGGCUGGUCCAUUAAUUGAGAUAAUCUAGCAAUAAAUGUAGAAAUAAUAAACUUUUAAGUCUGGGAUGCAGAACAAUACACGCAAAUUAGCAAGUGCUGCUGUGAUAAGGACUAAUAAAAAUGAUAAGCUAUUUGAAAUUAUAUUUAUCACUGUAUGUCUGUAAUUAGUAGUUCCCUAUUUCUUUAAAACAUUUUUAUGAUAUGACAUAUAAAAAUAUAACUAGAAAUGACUAUGAUAUUCUGUUUGGUUUAAAAAUUCAAAAUUACUUUCUGGAGAAGUUUUGCAAUGCACUCUAGCUAGGUGUUAAUUCCAUUGAUAGGAAACCUUCUGAUGAUCAGGUUUGUUGAUAAAAUUAACCACGUGGGAAUUGUUUACAUUCUCUGUUCCUCUAGGGUUCAUGACCUCAUUAGCUCCUCCCGGCAAAUUCAAAUUUUUGGCAGUUAGGUUUAAAUAAUUUUUUGAAACUAUACUUCAACAUUUUUUGUUUUAAAAAAUAAAAACACCAAUUGAUAAAGAAUAUUUCAAUGUGUAUUUAUGCAAUUUUUCAUAACUUUUUAUUCAGUGGUUUAUUUAAAAUUUUGAAAAAGGGCUCUCUGAUGUGAAACAUGCAUAAUUUAUAUAAAAACCUGCCCCGGCACCAUCUUGUGGCUUUUAUAUGGCAGUUGGGGGUUUAACUUCUUCUGCAAUCUAUUUAUGACUGACAUUUACUUUUAUUGUACAAGUGCAGACAUUUUAUAUGACAGUGCAGUAAAAUCAUCACUUAACCAUAUUCAGUUCACAAUUUAUUAUGUUAAGUUUAUUAUUAAUUAGAUACAAUUCAUUCAUUACUUGCGAAAUUGGUUUGUAUGAAAAUGAUAAUUAACAAGAUCUGCAGUUUACAAAUUUGCAAUGAAAUGAUGUAAUUAUAUUUUUUUAUGUGUAGCAAUUUCACUGUUGUAGGGAAGGAUGCAAUAUUUUAUUUAGUGUAAUGAGCCGCACCAUGAGAAAAGCAGCAUAGUGCAUUUGCGACCAGCAUGAAUCCAGGAUCCAUGCUGUUCACUUUUAAAGCCUAUUGCAAUUAUAGGAACUGUUGGCGAACAGCAUGGAUCCUGACCAGACUGCGCAGAUGCGCAGGCUGGUCUGGAUCCAUGCUGGUCGCAAACACACUAUGUUGGUUUUCUCAUGGCACGGCUCAGAUUUGAUUUGGUUGUAAAUUGCUUAGUUAUGAAUUAACUAAUGUUUUAUCAGUUACACACUUCAUAAGCAUUACAAAUAUAUACAAUUGUUGUUAUUUCUUACAACUAGAUAAUAUUUUAAUUUGUAUAUAUGCACAUGUAUAUUUGUAUAAUAAAAGAAUUAGAGUAUAUAAUUUUAUUUUAAUCACGUUUUAUAAAUCCACUCAAAAGAAAUUUCCUUACUAAGUAAAGUGUAAGGCAAUGUGUUCUCGAAUUGGAUCAUGUGACCCAACUUCAGCAUACAUCACUUCCUGUUAUGUCACAUGAUGUGCAGAUUCGUACACAGUGUUAUUUCAUCAACUGCUUGGUCUGUCGUUUUAAUAUAUUGUGAAAUCAGUCUUUUGUGCGGAUGGAAAUUUGUGGAUUUUAGAUGUUUAAAGAUACAAUAAAUGGGGAUUGUAUUUGUUUGCAACUACAAAAUCCAUAAAUUUUGGUCUGCAACCCUUAUUCAUUUAUGAUUUUUCAGAAGUCUCCCCAUAAGCAGUCAAUCAAUGUGCAGAUUCUCCCUGAUCAACCUGUGAGUUGUGUUAAGAUGGUAAUACUUCAUGUUAUUUAUCAGUUUGAGUUUAAAAAGCUUUCGACAACUUCUGCACAUACGUAGGUUGCUGCAUUGGCCGAGUGGUGAAUGUCACCGAGUCCGAAUCACUUGCUUCUAAGUUUUGUUAUUAAAAAAACAGACUGCAAAAUUGUAUUUGAUUAAGGUGAUGACAACUACAUGAAAGUAAAAACAACAAUUUGAGGAAAGUAUAUACUGUUACUAUAGCAACAUAAAAAUAUGACUUGUUCAUCCUCUAGUUUAUCAUAUAUGUCAGCCUUAUGCUCUCAACUUACAUUCGGUUUUGAAGUAUUGUCAAAAAAAGCUCAUUUAAAAUGCAUAAUUGCAGGAAGUUAUGUAAAAAUAGCCAUAGACAAUCUCUUUCAUUACCUGCCACUAUCUCUUUCAUACGGUAUCUAAAUACAGGCGUAACAAGAGUAUGUAAACCCUGCCUGAUCCUAUUACUGUGGUGUAUCUUUGCAAACAUCUAUACUCUAAUUUUGGAAAUAAAAAAUGUGUAUAUUUAUAAUCUGAAAGCUCAAAAUGAAUAAUAAACAAUGGAAGUUUUAUGAAUUAUAACUAAUCAUUAUACAUUUUUAGCUCACCUGUCACAUAGUGACAAGGUGAGGUUUUGUGAUCGCGCAGCGUCCGUCGUCCGUGCGUGCGUCCGUCCGUCCGUGCGUAAACUUUUGCUUGUGACCACUCUAGAGGUCACAUUUUUUGUGGGAUCAUUAUGAAAGUUGGUCAGAAUGUUCAUCUUGAUGAUAUCUAGGUCAAGUUCGAAACUGGGUCACGUGCCUUCAAAAACUAGGUCAGUAGGUCUAAAAAUAGAAAAACCUUGUGACCUCUCUAGAGGCCAUAUAUUUCACAAGAUCUGCAUGAAAAUUGGUCAGAACGUUUACCUUGAUGAUAUCUAGGUCAAGUUCGAACGAAACUGGGUCACGUGCCAUCAAAAACUAGGUCAGUAGAUCAAAUAAUAGAAAAACCUUGUGACCUCUCUAAAGGCCAUAUUUUUCAUGGGAUCUGUAUGAAAGUUGGUCUGAAUGUUCAUCUUGAUGAUAUCUAGGUCAAGUUUGAAACUGGGUCAUGUGCGGUUAAAAACUAGGUCAGUAGGUCUAAAAAUAGAAAAACCUUGUGACCUCUCUAGAGGCCAUGCGUGUGAAUGGAUCUUCAUAAAAAUUGGUUAGAAUAUUCAUCUUGAUGAUAUCUAGGUCAAGUUCGAAAGUGGGUCACUUGUCAUCAAAAAGUAGGUCAGUAGGUCAAAUAAUGAAAAAACCUUGUGACCUCUCUAGAGGUCAUAUUUUUCAUGGGAUCUGUAUGAAAGUUGGUCUGAAUGUUUAUCUUGAUGAUAUAUAGGUCAAAUUUGAAACUGGGUCAGUCGCGAUUAAAAACUAGGUCAGUAGGUCUUAAAAUAGAAAAACCUUGUGGCCUCUCUAGAGGCCAUACCCUUAAAUGGAUCUUCAUGAAAAUUGGUCAGAAUGUUCACCUUAAUGAUAUCUAGGUCAAACUUGAAACUGGGUCACAUGCCAUCAAAAACUAGGUCGGUAGGUCAAAUAAUAAAAAACCUUGUGGCCUCUCUAGAGGCCAUACUUUUCAUGGGAUCUGUAUGAAAGUUGGUCUGAAUGUUCAUCAUGAUGAUAUCUAGUUCAAGUUUGGAACUGGGUCAACUGCAGUCAAAAACUAGGUCAGUAGGUCUAAAAUUAGAAAAAUCUUUUGACCUCUCUAGAGGCCAUAUUUUUCAAUGGAUCUUCAUGAAAGUUGGUCAGAAUUUUUAUCUUGAUGAUAUCUAGGUCAAGUUCAAAACUGGGUCACAUGAGCUCAAAAACUAGGUUGCUAUGUCAAAUAAUAGAAAAAACGACGUCAUACUCAAAACUGGGUCAUGUGGGAACAGGUGAGCGAUUCAGGACCAUCAUGGUCCUCUUGUUUGAAUUUGUAUUUUGAAAUCAUGUCAUCCAGGCUUAUAUAAUUGUACUUAUUUGGCGAAGUGAGAAGAAAGCAUUUUCUAUGACAAACAAGAUCUCAUUGCUUCACAUAUGAUUUAGUGAAGCUUAAUAAGGCUCUGUAUUCAUAGGGUUUUUCUUGAAAAAAAUCUACAGGGUGUUGUUGUCACUUGAUCGUCAGUCUCGACGUAUGCGUUGGUUAAGAUUUUUGUUUAGGUCUACUUUUUGUCGAGCCCACUUGCGGAAGCAAAGACAUAAUUGUCCAAAUGGCUGUUGUGUAUGUCUGUGCAUCUGUCUGUCCAGAUUUGUUUGUCCGGACCAUAACUUUGACAUGCACGGAGCAAUCUCGUUUAUAUUUGGCAUGAAAGUUAUCCUCAGUGAGACGGAGUGUCAUGCGCAAACCGCAGGUUCCUAUCUCAAAGGUCAAGGUCACACUUGGAGGUCAAAUGUUAAAUUCAAUAAUGACUUUGUCCGGAGCAUUUCUUCUUCAUGCAUGGAGGGAUUUUAAUUUAACUUGGCACAAAUGUUCACAACCAUUUGUGAUGGAGUGUCAUGCACAAGAACCAGGACCCUAGGUCUUAGGUCAAGGUCACAGAGGUCAAAGGUCGGAUACAAGAAUGACUUUGUCCGGAGCAUUUCUUUUUCAUGCAUGGAGGGAUUUUGAUGUAACUUGGCACAAUUGUUCACCAUCAUGAGACGGAGUGUCAUGAGCAAGAACCUAGAAUUACUUCCCUUUGUUGUUACUGUAAAUAGCUUAUAUUGUAACUUUCUUAUUACUGGUUGUAGGGAAAAAUCAAGACCACUUUUCUGUAGUACAAUAUGCAUGUUACAUCCAAUUUUGAGGGGUUUUUUGACCUAUCUCUUCUGGUUAGGAUUUUUGUGUGGACUUAGAUUUUUUUUAAAGAUUUACUACCCUUUGUUGUUACUAUAAAUAACUUAUAUUGUAACUUUUUGCAAUCAUUUUUUAUUUGGCAUAAGUUUGCCUCAGUGAGACAGGAUGUCAUGUGCAACUCCUAGUCCUUUUGACAGCUGGCGGGCUCGACAUGUUGCCCAAGGGCAUCUAGGUCUAAAAAAGUAUAAGAGCUAUAGUUUUGAAACUUUGCAGACUUAUUUAUCAUCAUUUGUUGAGAGUGUUUGUCAAGAACUAUAGCCCUCUUUGCACUUUGCACUUCAGAGCAAUAGCUUUUAAACUUUGUAAACUUAUUUUUCAUCAUGAGGUCAGUAUGUAGUCAAGAGCCAUAUUCCUGAUACAUAUUUUUUUUACAGAAUUAUGGCCCUUUGUAUAAAGAAAAUAAGAAUUUUUUGGUUAUUUGUUUUGUUUAAGUCCACUUUCUUAAAUACUAUAAGAGCUAUAGCUUUAACUUUGCAGACUGGUGUAUUAUCACGAAAUGAGAAUGUUUGCCAAGAACCAUAACUCUGAUAUAUAUUUUGUAAGAAUUUGUACUGGUACAGAAUCCAGGAACACUGGUUAGGUUAACUGCUGGCCAUUACAUGACUGAAAUACUGUUGAAAAAUGGUGUUAAACAAACUAAGAAACUUUUAUUUGCAAUUAAAUUGCUUAUAAAAGGCAGGUUUUCUUGGUGAAUGACUUCAUUGUUGUUACAGUUAAAUAUUGCCGUGGUACACUACUCCUGCAUAUAGUUUACAGUCUUGGCCUGCGUGACAGAUUUUCCUCUGACGCAAUUAAUACACCUUUUAGGUAAAAUUGACAAGUUAGGUCAACAGCUUAUGUCAGUUAUAAGGAAGAAAUUACAUUGUAAUUGUAUAAGCUAUUUUUCUGUCGAUUCAUCAGUUUCAUGUAAAUCAUGUAAAUUAUUAGCUUAUUUAUCAACUUUAUUAUAUAAGCGGUGGUAAAGCCCGCCUUUUUUGUUCCUAAUUAGAUGAUAAAUGCAUGGUAAGAAUUUGUAAAUGAUCACACUUUCAAGUGCAGUGUAAUCACAGUUUCAUCCUCUUGUCAGUCGACAAUUAAUUACUAUUUGUAGGCAAUGAUUCUAACACAAGACGGAAAUAUAUGCAUCACGUCUGACAUUUUUCAUUUUUCUUAUUACAUAACGUCAGAAGCGGUACAAUUAAGGUACAUUCAUAUUCAUGUAAAAGGUCAUGUCAUUAAGUUUGAGUGUUUUGUUUUAUGAUUCAUUUAUUGAUGCUAAUUCCUUUUUGCAUCAAGUACAUGCAUCAAACUGUGCAUUAUUUGUUGAAACUGUGCUAGAGUUGAAGUAUCAUUUAGAUGUUGCAAUCUGUACAGUCUAUGCUAAAAUAAGGGGUCAUAGUCGAUGCAGAAUUUUAGAUUUGGCUGUAAGUAAAAUUAUGCAAAAUACAUAAAGAUAUAUGUAGAGGGACAAUGAACAGUCUACUUUGGAAAAGGUCAUUUCAUUUCAAGGUCAUGUCUUUUAUUUGGUUUAACUGGAAAUAUUUUACAGUUGUACCAGCCUUAACAACCAUCUGUAUUAAGCAGCCACCUGCUUGAAACCUUCUCACGUUGACUUUUUGUUCUCAUUUCAAUUUGUCUUAAGCAUCUGCCUGCCUUAAACAACCACCUGUCCCAAACUACCUGCCUUAAACAACUACCUGCCCCAAACUACCUGCCUUAAACAACUACCUGCCCCAAACUACCUGCCUUAAACAACUACCUGCCCCAAACUACCUGCCUUAAACAACUACCUGCCCCAAACUGCCUGCUUUAAACAACUACCUGCCCCAAACUACCUGCCUUAAACAACUACCUGCCCCAAACAGGCAUAUUGUAUUGAAUCAUUGGCUGGCUGAAAAUUAAAAGUUUCCCUGUAACAUCCUGUGGAUUGCAUUACAGAAGUUUUAUGCAUUGUUUUGAGUCUGAAUAAUACCUAAAGUAAAGUGCACAAUACUCUGAUAUUAUGUUUCGUUAACUUUUUUUGUUUUCCUUUAAUCAUAAUAUCCACUGUAUUUGUCAUGGUAUUUUUAUGCCCCCGAAGGGAGGCAUAUAGUUUUUGAACCGUCUGUCCGUCUGUCAGUCUGUCGGUCUGUCAGUCUGUCCGCAAUUUUCGUGUCCGGUCCAUAUCUUUGUCAUCGAUGGAUGGAUUUUCAAAUAACUUGGCAUGAAUGUGUACCACAGUAAGACGACGUGUCGCGCGCAAGACCCAGGUCCGUAGCUCAAAGGUCAAGGUCACACUUAGACAUUAAAGGAUAGUGCAUUGAUGGGCGUGUCCGGUCCAUAUCUUUGUCAACCAUGGAUGGAUUUUCAAAUAACUUGGCAUGAAUGUGUACCACAGUAAGACGAUGUGUCGCGCGCAAGACCCAGGUCUGUAGCUCAAAGGUCAAGGUCACACUUAGACGUUAAAGGUCAUUUUUCAUGAUAGUGCAUUGAUGGGCGUGUCCGGUCCAUAUCUUUGUCAUUCAUGCAUGGAUUUUAAAAUAACUACGCAUGAAUGUGUGGCACAGUAAGACGACGUGUCGCGCGCAAGACCCAGCUCCGUAGGUCAAAGGUCCUAAACUCUAACAUCGGCCAUAACUACUCAUUCAAAGUGCCAUCGGGGGCAUAUGUCAUCCUAUGGAGACAGCUCUUGUUUACACUGCUGCAAAUAAGCAUAAUAUUUUGCUGUAACUAGAUACUGGACAUGUUAAAUCAGAUUUUAAUAUGAAAGCUAGGCUGGGCUAUUGUCAUUUAGGUGAAAACUGAUUUUUAAAUAUUUUAUAUCUGCAUACAAUAGAGUUCUUUCACAAAUCAGCUGAUGCCAGCUGGUCUUGUUUUUAGCUAUUCAUUAUACGCCCGAAGGGAUGUAUUAUGUUAUGACGCCGGUGUCUAUCUGUUCGUUAGGAAUUCCAUAGCUGCUCUGUAACUCUUGAAACCCUUGAAGGACUUCUAAGAAACUUAACACAAAUGUUCACCACAUCGAGAUGACAUGCAGAGCACAUGUUUUGGAUAGCUCGCUUCAAGGUCAAGGUCAGACUUAGGGGUCAAAGGUCAUAUGAUUUUGUUUUGUGUCCGCUCUGUAACUCUUGAACUGCUUAAAGGAUUUUAAAGAAACUUGGCACAAAUGUUCACCACAUCGAGACAACAUGCAGGGCACAUGUUUCGGAUGUCUUGCUUCAAGGUCAACAUCACACUUAGAGUCAAAGGUCAUACCUUCGGGCAUAUAUUGUUCUGCAUUGCGGUUCUCUUGUUAAUAAAUGUAAUUACAACGGUUCAUUUGGGCAGACUGCUUUUAAACAAGAUGUUUGAAAAUUCUUCUAUAAAAUAAUCUAUAUUCCAAACUCAACUCACAGCCACAUAGCCUGUUACUUGGUAAAUACAAUGUACUUAAUUGAAUUCAUUGCAUUGUUAUUUUAAUUAAUUUUCAUAAUUUUAUAACUUUUACACUAUAAUUUUAUCGCUGCAUUUUACUAUUACUUCAGCAGUAUUUCUAAGUUUGUUUAUAUGACUAAGGACAUUUUGUUUUGCUCAUACCACCUGUAAUUAAUGAAUGUUAUAUGAAUAUGCAUAAUGUAUCACUGACUUGACUUUGGUAAACCUUUUUGUGUAACAAAAGGUUUAGUUUUGUAAAGAAAAUAUAUACACAGCAGUUAAUAUUGUCAAAGUCAGCGGCAGAACUUCUUUUCAUAUUUGAAUAUGUACAUUCUGGUGUCAUUUUAUUUCACUGGUAAUGCACUAUGCACAAUUAAUGUGCAAAUAGCACAAACAUAAACCUCUGCAGCGGAUGUAUUUCCUUGUCAACAAAGUUAAUUUAGCAUAGCUGUUAAAUUAUUCAUAUUACAAAUGUACUUCUUUUAUGAUUUUAAUGUGUUGCCUCGACCACACCUUAUACAUAGGUUAUUAUGAUGUUAGAUUGGGAAUCUAGACACCCUAAGUAUUGACAGAGUGAUUGAUGAUUGAUGGAGAGUUUUCUUGAAUUUAAUUGUAUUGUACUCUUCAGCAAGAAAUCAGCACUAUUUUUAGUGAACCUGCGUCUGAAUUGAUUAAUGUUUAAAGUUUAAAAUUUAGACUUAGAAUUGGACGAACCAAAAUUUUGCUGUGUUGUCUUUUGAAGAUUAUAAGAAUUCUACAUGCCUGCCAGUGUAAGACAGGGUUUUCUGUCUCCAAGUGACAGUGUAGAAUGAAAAAAUGAGAGUAAGGUUUUUAUUACUGUUGUCCCAAAAGUUUGAAAACAAGCUGUCAUUCACAAGCAGACAUGUAAGAUAAUUUUUCUUGCUUAUCACAGUCAAAAUAGAAUGCGAUGCUAAAUAGUGUGUGUGUGUGUUCGGGUUUAGCGUCUUUAGAUCUGGAUAUUUCCUAGCAUAAUGUUUCCAGGUAUGACAUCAUAACAAUGCUAGUUGUGACACUUAAGUUGCACACUAUUUUAAGACCAUGGUUUUUCCUAGGGAAAGGCAGAAAUAUCAGUCCCUGGCAUAUGAUAAGACAAAUGUAUACUUUCCUGCUAGUAAGGUUGGAAAGCUUAAAUAAUACAAAUCCAAUGUCCCAGGUUACAUAAUCAUAAUCCAAAGUUAAGUGCCAACUUGUGCAGCGAGCAAGAUCAAUGAUAGGAGAAAGCCAUUCAUUCCUCAUCAAUAUCAGUAGAAAGCACUUUAAAAGCAGACAGAAUACCGAUGAGUAGUGAGUUGCAAAAUUAGUUAGAAUAUACAUGUACAGUACUGUUAUAAAUCAUAAGAGGAAAUAUUUAAAAAUGCAAAUUCUGAUUAAGUACUCCAUCUUUAUAUAUCAGUUUUACCUGUGAAAUAUACCAGUAGAUUUCUUUUUCAAAUUGUCAAAAUGCAUAUCAAAAUUUAAAAUGCAUUGUCACUGUAUUAGUGCUUGUAGAUUGGACGGAAGUUUAAGGAUUUAGAGAAAAAAGGAUUUUUUUUAGAUAUUCCGUAACUACUACAUAAACUACUGGUCAACAGUACACACUUACUCAGACCAGCAAGCCUUUCAGUAAAUGCUGAGAUCAGAAAUAUUGAUUUUUUAUUAUAAUAUAGACAAACUACCAGUAUGUCUGUGAAAUUAAAAGAUAUACAACAGUUAUCAUUUUCAUAGGUUAUAUGGAACUAUUUUCAGUCAAUAAUAAGAUAUUGCCAUCUGCAGAAUUCAGUAUCAUGCAAUAGUGUAAUAGAGCCUGGAGUAAAUAUUUUUGACUAUCAACCUUACAAGUUAUUCAGUAAGUAUACUACUGGAGACAUCAUUAGGAACUACCAGUCUCUGCAAAAUUUUGCAAACACUGAUAAAUAAGUGUUGUUAUUUUUCUGUUACUUCAUAUGAAAAUAUUGUUACUGCUUUACCAUUGUUAUAUAUGUUGGUACAUUUCAACAUCUCAUCAAAGAUUUGUAUAUAAAAUAUCAAACUCAUCAGAAUGUGUUAUAUCAGUGUAUAUAGUGUACAGAGAAUCCAGAGAAUCGCAAAAAUCGUUAUAAACAGGGAUGCAUUAUUAUAGAAUAGUUUUGUUUAAAAUAUAAAAACAAUGUUUUUGCAUUUAUUUUUCUCUCAAUUUGUUAUGAAACUUUAUUUACAUUAUAAUAAUGAAUAUAUACACAAAAGUGUUGCCUGAAGGUGAAAGAAAACGGAAGAAUGGUUGUCACAACUUGUGUCAUUAAUCCAUGUAUAUUGCAACAACUUAUUCAACGUGUUUUAUGUAGAAUUUCUGUAAGGUUUUUUAUGCACAGUUGUCAAGUUAAAAGACAUAGCAGUAUAUAUGAGAAGUCUUUGUCUUUACAUAGGUACCGGGUCAUGUUUACAUAAUGUAUUUUGCAUGCAAAUAUGCACAUUAACCUUUACACUGCUACAUUUCUUAAAUGGAGUGGUCCAUCAUUCAAUUUAGGCAGUACCACUAAUUAUUCAAAGGGAUUUUCAUGGACUGCACUGGCCGCAAAUACAGAAUCACUUGCCGCCAGCAGGCUUAAGGUUAAAUAAGUUGUUUCUUAAAUUUAGUUCCACUGUUUUCGCCAAGACUCGCACUGCAUGAUGAAUUGAGAGCUCAACAUAAACUGUUGUAAGCUAUGAGCUGUAACAGUUCUUAAUAUUCUACAAAAUGGUUGGCAAAAGUGUGGUUAUGUGUGAAUAACUGUAUUUUGUAUGAUACGGUUGCAGGGGGUUGGGGUAGGAGUAUGAAUGUUUUUAAAACAAAUUGUUGAACACUUCAUUGUUGAUAUCUGAUUCACCAUCUAUCUAUGUUGAUACAUAUAAAGUACAUUAUAUUUAUCUUACCAGUAAUAGUGUUUAUUUAUGUUUAUUUCAUAUUGAAACACAAUACACAAUAGUUACUGUAAUUCUCACAAACACAUCAGUCUAUAGAACAUGACAUGUUGCGUGUGAAAUGUUAACGUAUGCUGUGUGAAUGCAUGAUAGAGAAUAUGUACCAUUAUUUGUUAAUUUAUUGUACAUUGUAUUACUUGUUUUACUGCUGUAUCAGAAAUGGUCUACUCUUUUGUAUAUUAUGUCAUAAUGACACUCUUGCUAUAAAAAUCUUAGAUUCUUUUA
Mercenaria mercenaria is the source of this 15908-nucleotide messenger RNA. RefSeq lists its product as uncharacterized. Bases 405 to 2120 code for a protein of 571 amino acids. The transcript is spliced from 5 exons. The record is from RefSeq and is a predicted model, not a curated record. Lineage: Eukaryota; Metazoa; Mollusca; Bivalvia; Venerida; Veneridae.